Messenger RNA from Cataglyphis hispanica, 1119 nucleotides. Its product is annotated as pseudouridine-5'-phosphatase-like. The record is from RefSeq and is a predicted model, not a curated record. Bases 294 to 986 code for a protein of 230 amino acids. The transcript has 4 exons. Lineage: Eukaryota; Metazoa; Arthropoda; Insecta; Hymenoptera; Formicidae. Gene Ontology annotation, molecular function: phosphatase activity.
AAUCAUUUUUUUCUUUGUUAUAAAAUUCGAUCGGGACAAAUGGUUUUGUCUCCGUCUUUAUGUAAAGUAUCAAUUUCAAAAGUUUCAACAUGUUAACAUGGCGAAUAAAAAAACUAGCUGUGAAAAAAUUUAUGAACGUAGAUGAUAAGGAUGAUAGAUAAGGCAGUCGAUAUGUAUUGCAACAGAACUUCUCACUCACUAUCCGUGCUUCCAAAUACUUGGUCUCAUCGUCAUUGAUGCACUUGUGAAACAUUAAAUUCCUCCAAACCGCGAUCCGAGAUUUAAAUCGCAAGAUGCCGGUCGACGCGUACAAGAUCACGCAUUGCUUAUUUGAUAUGGACGGUUUGUUGCUCGAUACAGAAUAUCUAUACACCAAGGCCUUCAAUCGUACCAUCAAUCGUUACGGCAAGGAGUUCACGUGGGAACAUAAAGCGCAUGUGAUGGGUUUCAAGAGCAAUGACGUUGCUGGCUAUAUAAUUGAAGAGUUAGAUUUACCAUUAACGCCCGAAGAAUUCAAGCAAGAAAUUACUGAGAUCUGUCAGGAAUUGUUUCCACGCACCAAACCCAUGCCAGGCGCUGUACGGCUCUUGAAGCAUCUAAAAGAGAACAACGUUCCAAUGGCGUUAGCUACAAGUUCCGGUCGAGAGACUUACGAGUUGAAAACCAGUCAUUGGCAUGAUCUCUUUGAGCUCUUCCAUCACAAAGUGAUCGGCGGCUCGGAUCCCGAGGUUGUACACGGAAAGCCGGAACCCGAUAUAUUUCUCACGGCUGCCAAGCGCUUCCGCGACAAUCCGGAUCCUUCAAAGUGUUUGGUCUUUGAAGAUGCACCAAACGGUGUGAAAGCGGCAUUGAACGCCGGAAUGCAGGUCGUCAUGGUACCAGAUCCGAUGCUUCCCAAACAUUACACGAGCGAAGCAACUUUGGUUCUGAAUAGUCUUGAGGACUUUCAACCAGAGAAAUUCGGGCUACCGCCAUAUGUGACAUAAUAUAUUUUUUUUCCCCGAUUUAUCAUGCGUUCGCGUGUGUAUGGGUAUGCGAGAUAUGGAUUCGUGCGGAUAGGAUAUGUAUACCGUUCAUAUUAUCUCGGAAUACAUAAGAAUAAAGAUAAUUUAAUGAAAA